Molecule: messenger RNA, 903 nt
Organism: Nelumbo nucifera (sacred lotus)
Lineage: Eukaryota; Viridiplantae; Streptophyta; Magnoliopsida; Proteales; Nelumbonaceae
Source: RefSeq, a predicted model, not a curated record
CAACAAUCCGGCUGCUGUCAGAGUGUAGCCGUGUCGGCUUCUCAACAAGGCUAAUCUGAUAAUUUCAAUCAAUCGAACAACAAUAAUCGUCGGAAGACGAAGCAUCUCACAUUGCUUUCAGUCUAUUUUCACAGUUCACUCCCUUCCUGUUUUCCUCCACUGAAGCAAAGAGAGCACAGAAAAGCAGCGAGAAUGGAGAAGCCAAGCGAGAUCAGCAGUUCGAAGAUGUUCGGAGGGUACAACAAGAGAUACAAACAUUACAGCUCGACUCUGGGCUGCUCCAUGACCUUCCACAUUUACUUCCCUCCCUCCCCCUCUCAGAAGAUCCCCGUGCUUUACUGGCUUUCUGGUCUCACAUGUACAGAUGAAAAUUUUAUAAUCAAGUCUGGAGCUCAACGUGCAGCUGCGGCUCAGGGGAUUGCACUAGUUGCCCCUGAUACAUCUCCAAGAGGCCUUAAUGUGGAAGGAGAGGCAGACAGCUGGGACUUUGGUGUAGGUAUGCAACGUUGUGCCACUCAUAUCCACAACAAUGUUUCAGCCACUAUUCUAAUUGAUCAGGGGGAUGAUGAUAAGUUCUUGCAUGAACAAUUGCUUCCUCAUAAGUUUGAGGAGGCAUGCAGGAAUGCAAAUGUUCCACUGCUCUUGCGCUUGCAGCCUGGGUAUGAUCAUUCUUACUUCUUCAUUUCGACUUUCAUUGAUGAUCACAUUCGGCACCAUGCCCAAGCUCUUAAGUUGUGAAACCUGCAUCAUUGGAGGCUUUGAACAAUCUAGGAUGGAUGUGUGUGCUAUUUUUCUUGUUCUUGAUUUGAGUUUCCUGGUGUACCUAAACUUCCUCAACUCCGUAAUGCUUGAAUAAGUUUCUCUACUAUCUCCUGCAUGAAAUUACUCUUUGUAGGUUGAGCA